CAUAACGGUCACUCACAUGGCUAUGGUUGUCAUAGGCAUCACGGAUAUGGACAUGUAGACCAGCCCUCGAUCGCGGGUACCUACGCGCCCUGUGUCUCGGAUCGUUAUUCAUUCCAGGUACAAUGAAACCGAUUAUCUCCUUCCGAGAGGAAGUCAUCGACGAAACGAUGGCCUAGGAUGUUGCUGCUUCACAAUUAUCGGAGCUAUAUUCAUUGUAGCGAUGUUUUAUAUCGUCCAAUUCGUCUCGUCUAUGCCCGUCGAUGAGGUUUCUUGGACCAAUCUUGAAUCUCAUUCCUGCACCACUUAUGCAACAAGGGAAUACGUAGCAGAACUCAACGUCUCACCUUGGAACCCCCAGCGGACGAAAAUCUGUAUGAGUACUCGGGCGGUUGUUCAUGGCCGGCCUCACUGGCCAUCCAGAUGCGAAUAUCGCUCAGGCAAGGUAAUCGGACAUUUUGCCAUCGACCAUGACGAGCCAGACUGUGUCACCUACUGGAGUGGAUAUAGGAAUUGGGGAUGUACCGCUAAAGGCUCGAAGAAGAGGCACAUUGAGCAACAUCUCAUGAACGUACCGGCCAACACUGACUAUAAGGAAUUCUGUGCGACAACGCCUGCUCGUUUCCUAGACCAAGAAUUCUCUGGUGCAGACUCGUGCGUGAAUAGCAUCUGGGGUGUCUAUGGGCAGUGGUUCAUCGACGACCCUAAUUGUUGAAGCGGGUGAAGAUCGUGGUUUCUUAUAUCCAGCAUUGA
Molecule: messenger RNA, 750 nt
Organism: Suillus subalutaceus
Lineage: Eukaryota; Fungi; Basidiomycota; Agaricomycetes; Boletales; Suillaceae
Exons: 7
Coding region: 221-712 (163 amino acids)
Source: RefSeq, a predicted model, not a curated record